UUUUCCUGCUUCUAGAUCCUUGGUUAUUUAACCCGAGUGAAGUGAUGGAAACGUACACUGAAGAAAACAAAAUCACCCAUGGGUCUUUGGCAUUCAUAUUUGUGUGAAAGAAUCUAGGAUGUUCCAAGAAGACACAUCAGCCAAUUGCUUAAAUAAAACAACAACAUCUACUGAAGAUGGUGCUUUCCAUAAACAAGGCCAUAGUGCAAGAAUUCUUAGCCCAGAAGAAGCUGAGAGACUGGCAAAAGAUCAGGUUUUGGUGUCUGAGUUCAAACAACUGAAACUGGAGAAAGAGGCACAGAAGAACUGGGACCUGUUUUACAAAAGAAACAGUACCAACUUCUUCAAAGACAGACAUUGGACAACCAGAGAGUUUCAAGAGUUAAAAGCAUGUCGGGAGUUUGCAGAUCAGAAACUGACCAUUCUGGAAGCAGGCUGUGGCGUUGGGAACUGCUUGUUUCCACUCUUAGAAGAAGAUCUGAAUAUUUUUGCAUAUGCCUGUGAUUUCUCUCCUAGAGCUGUGGAGUAUGUGAAGAAAAAUGCCUUAUACAGCACUGAAAGAUGUAAAGCAUUCCAGUGUGAUCUCACCAAAGAUGAUCUCCUAGAAAACAUACCAGCAGAUUCUGUGGAUGCUGUCACACUGAUAUUUGUGCUUUCUGCCAUUCAUCCUGACAAAAUGCAUCUUGUCUUGAAGAACAUAUACAAGGUGUUAAAACCAGGCAAGUGUGUCUUGUUCAGAGACUAUGGACUGUACGAUCAUGCAAUGCUCAGGUUUAAAUCUGGCAGCAAACUUGGAGAAAACUUUUACGUUAGACAAGAUGGGACAAGAUCAUAUUUUUUUACUAAAGAGUUCUUGUCUCAGCUUUUCAAGGCAGAGGGAUAUGAGCAAGUGGUUAAUGAAUAUGUGCAGCGAGAAACUGUGAAUAGGAAAGAAGACUUGUGUGUCCCAAGAGUUUUUCUUCAAAGCAAAUUUCAGAAGCCUUUCAGUAAGACAUAAGUUCUUGCUGAUCAGCAGCAGCAUUGCUUAUUUGAAAUGGAAGCUAGCACAUUGCUUUUCCUUGUGUGUGCUCAUCUUUCUGGUAAACCAGAAGUGACUGCAUCCAGUACCUCUUGUUGGUUUUCAUACUCAGAUACAAAAUAUAAAUGCUAUUUCUCAUUCAAAUUUAAGAUGGUUUAGUGAUGCAGGCAACCUGUUGAGUAUCUGUAUUCCUGCUUCUAAAGUAAAUCCUGUGCAGCAUUUUUGGAGGAUCAGGUAAAGCACACUAAAUAUGGUCAAUUU
Molecule: messenger RNA, 1279 nt
Organism: Mesitornis unicolor (brown roatelo)
Lineage: Eukaryota; Metazoa; Chordata; Aves; Mesitornithiformes; Mesitornithidae
Gene: METTL6
Product: methyltransferase like 6
Exons: 5
Coding region: 119-997 (292 amino acids)
Source: RefSeq, a predicted model, not a curated record